This is a messenger RNA of Quercus robur (English oak), 1307 nucleotides long. RefSeq names its product protein PIN-LIKES 6-like. NCBI's taxonomy places the organism in Eukaryota, Viridiplantae, Streptophyta, Magnoliopsida, Fagales, Fagaceae. Gene Ontology annotation, molecular function: mRNA binding. The record is from RefSeq and is a predicted model, not a curated record. The transcript is spliced from 8 exons. Gene Ontology annotation, biological process: endoplasmic reticulum to cytosol auxin transport; regulation of mRNA splicing, via spliceosome. Bases 566 to 1042 code for a protein of 158 amino acids. Gene Ontology annotation, cellular component: nucleus; membrane.
ACUGCUCAAGAUAAAGAACAGAGGUGUUAGGAAGAAAAUUUCCCCCCAAAUUUUUUUUCCUUUCCCGCACAAAAUUCUCCAAAAAAUUGUUCCCCCUUAUAUUUUCAUUUCCCACGCAAAAGUUUCAUUUCUCACACAAAGUUUUACUCACAAAACUCUCUCAUUUUCUCUCUAUCUCUCACAUGGCCUCUCACAUUCACACACACACACACACACACACACACACACACACAACCCCGCCGGCGCCGACGAGCAGAGCUCAGCUCAGCCCAGUGACGACGCCGACGAGGCCAAGCCCAGCCAUCGACUCCUCUCCUCCUCGAUCUCUCUACCUUCAACCCAUACCCAUCGGCUCUCUCUCCCUCACCACAAGAUCCUUUCUCCCUUUCUCCCUCUCUCCCCUUACCACCCCCAUACCCAUACCCAUUCCGAUUUUUCUUGGUAAGGAAGUGAUUUGGGUAGAGUUUUCUUCGUUUUGCAAUGGCUCCUGCUAAAGAUGAACAAGACACUCUUUCUUGUUAUUAUUAUUAUUAUGGAGAUUCAACUGGCUGGGCUCUCUUGAAACAUGGAAAAUGGACAUAUUCAAAGAAUGACUCCGUUACAAACUCCUUUGAUGGGUUGGCCUGGGGUGCAAGGAAUUCCAACUACUCCUAUUGUAAAGAGAGUUAUUAGACUUGAUGUUCCUGUGGACAAAUAUCCAAGUUAUAAUUUUGUCGGCCGAAUUCUGGGACCACGUGGGAACUCACUGAAAAGGGUUGAAGCCAUGACAGAAUGUAGGGUGUACAUAAGAGGCAGUGGCUCUGUUAAGGAUGCUGUAAAGGCUAGACUAGCAAAGGUCUUCACAAUGUGCUUUUUGGGAUUCCUUAUGGCUUCCAAGUAUGUUAACAUUUUGCCUGCUAGUGGAAGGAAACUUUUAAAUGGGUUGGUCUUUCCACUUUUACUUCCAUGUUUGAUAUUCUCUCAACUUGGUCAAGCUAUCACCAUUGAGAAAAUGCUUGAAUGGUGGUUUAUUUGGACUAUGUGGUUCUGCAAAAGGGUGUAAUUUUGAUUUGCUUUCUGGUUGAUGGUUUCAAAUGCUCGUUGAUGAUAUUGGAGACAUGACAAUUACUAAUGAUGGUGCUACAAUACUAAAGAUGCUAUAAUUUUUUUAUGGCUUUUUGUGUACAAAGAACCACAUUUAAACAAUUGCAUUUUUUGGAAGUAUUGAAGGAUUUGUUUAAAUACUUUGGAACUUUGAUAAUGGUUAUAGACAAUGUUAUAUAUUUGAUAAUAUAUUUUUAUGUUAAUAUAAUGUUAGUUUGGAGACA